AUGGCUGCUGCAGCGGAACAGCGACGAUCGGCGGCCUCCUUCUACUCCAUUCUUGGUGUCUCGCGCGAUGCCUCACGGCACCCGGAUCGGUGCGGGGGAGAGCGGGUUCAAGAGGCUAAUAGACGGUUUCAGCAAAUCCAGGAAGCUUACGAAGUUCUGUCCGAUGAAAGAAGGAGGGCUAUGUAUGAUGCCGGGCUUUAUGAUCCGCGUAAUUGUGAACAAGAUGGAGCAGAGGACAUUGAGGGUUUCUGGGAUUUCGUUCAGGAGAUGGUGCAAUUAAUGGCGGAUGUCAGGAGCAAGCAGGAGGACUGCACAUUGGAGGCGCUACAGCGAAUGCUGGCGGAGAUGACGGAAAGCUUUUCUGCUCCUCCGAUGCCGACAUUUCACACCUCGCCGUCUACUUCAAUGGUGGAUGCCAGAGCAAGGCAGAUAAGGUGGCAAGCAAGUGACGGCGACUGGAAGCCGGUGUGGUUUAGUUAAGAAUUAACUAGCGUUGUCAGGUUAUUAGUUUUUUUAUUCUGAUAUCUCUGUAAAUAAUCUCCUGUUUGUUGGGUAGAGAUCGACAUGAUAAAGCUGCUGUGUAUGACUCUACUCGCAGGGCAUAAUUCCAUGUAACAAAGAUCGAUAAAUGAUUUCUGUAAGUAACUCUUCGAGUCUUGAUAGUAUGUUUGCUGCUUGAUGUGUAUUUGUUAUUGGUUCCGUUAUAGGUGGAUUAUGUGUGUGAUCUUAUGCACAUAUUUCAUGUUGGUAAUCUUCACCAUGAUUGCAUCUUGUACAGUAAUUUAUUGUGAUUUCAGGAACCAUCCUUUUGUGUGCCUUUUUGUUUCUUAUGUAAUUCUCAAUGCUCAUGUCUACAAACUUUAUAGAUUAUCUAUCGCAUCGAACGCCCAAAUAAUUCGAAUUGAACAAAGGGAAUAUAUAAGAGACCUUCGGAUUUGGUCUAUCACUCCAUUUGGUCUAGUUUUAUUGGAGGAAAAUAAUGAAUUACAAACUAGAAAAGGAAUAG
Molecule: messenger RNA, 1006 nt
Organism: Phalaenopsis equestris
Lineage: Eukaryota; Viridiplantae; Streptophyta; Magnoliopsida; Asparagales; Orchidaceae
Product: chaperone protein DnaJ-like
Exons: 4
Coding region: 1-480 (159 amino acids)
Source: RefSeq, a predicted model, not a curated record